AUGAGCGAUAUCUCUUCAUUUGCGGCGCUCCGCAAACAUCAGAGCGAGGACUUGGCUAAGCUAGCGGAAGAGCAUUUCAAGCAUGACCUACAAGAGACCGACAAGAAGACCCUGGUGAGCGCAGCUGGCAAAGUGCAGACCCAUGCUCUAGUUGGGUCGAUCGUUGGUGUCGGUUUGGGUGCUUUUCUUGCUAUCCGUCUCAGGUCCAACAGACAGAAGAUCUUUCAAGCUUUCAAGGCUGCAGAGAAACCCACGCAUGUUGUCUUCGCAAGCGGCCGUCAAGAAGCAAUUCCGGACAUCGCACCUCUCAUGAAGCCAACACCACUGGGAGAUAUUGCUGCUUAUACGUUCUUCUCAAUCGCAGGGCUCUUCGUCGGUGGUGAAAUCGGAUUCUUAACUGGUGCCUGGUCAGCCAAGCGGACGAUUUCAGCUGAUCCAGAGGUCCGGAGGAGGGUUGAGACAGCUUUCCGCAAGUUCAGGGCCGAUGUCAUGCGCAAGCAAAUCGCGGAUCUGGAAAAGAACACUGAUGGCGAGACUGGAAGUGCUUCGCCGUUGUUUGAGUAG
Messenger RNA from Cyphellophora attinorum, 564 nucleotides. RefSeq lists its product as uncharacterized. NCBI's taxonomy places the organism in Eukaryota, Fungi, Ascomycota, Eurotiomycetes, Chaetothyriales, Cyphellophoraceae. The transcript has 4 exons. The coding region runs from base 1 to 564 and encodes 187 amino acids. The record is from RefSeq and is a predicted model, not a curated record.